Molecule: messenger RNA, 750 nt
Organism: Knipowitschia caucasica
Lineage: Eukaryota; Metazoa; Chordata; Actinopteri; Gobiiformes; Gobiidae
Source: the annotation of a GenBank genome assembly
AUGCUUCCCAGCCUGAGAACAGCUCUGCGGCUCUCUCUGCGUGCCCGGGCCGGACUCAGCAGUCACCACAGAGGCGCUGGAGCUCCCAUGGUCCACACGCAGCCACAGCCGCCCGCCUCCAUGGUCGUGCAGAGGUGCAACCUGGGCACGCAUCCUCUGAAGGAGUCCGUGGAGCCCCUCAACUCUCCCCAAGGGGCAAAGGAGUUUAUUUAUAGUCUACAUCCAACUGAGCGGACCUGUCUCCUCAGAGAGCUGCACAAGUUCGAGUCCAUUGCAAUUGCUCAAGGGCAGAUGGAGAUCGCUCCUCCUACUGCUGCACAGCUAAGAUACGUUCUUCUGCACAAUGCUCUUCCGUUUGUUGGGUUUGGAUUCCUGGACAACUGCAUCAUGAUUGUCGCUGGCACACAGAUUGAAUUGUCUAUUGGAGUGGUUCUUGGUAUUUCAACCAUGGCUGCUGCUGCCCUUGGCAACCUGGUGUCGGACCUAGCUGGACUGGGGUUGGCCGGUUACGUGGAGGCCUUGGCAUCACGACUGGGGAUGCAGAUUCCAGACCUGAGCCCCAAACAGGCAGACAUGUGGCAGACCAGGGUCAGCUCGCACUCGGGUAAAGCGAUUGGUGUUGCAUUCGGUUGCAUCCUCGGCAUGUUCCCGCUUUUUUUUAUCGAUGACAAAGAUGAGAAGAAAGACGGGAAGACAGACACUAAUGAGAAUCUACAGCCUGCUGCCGCCACAGACGGCAGCAAAAACUGA